Molecule: messenger RNA, 2289 nt
Organism: Ylistrum balloti
Lineage: Eukaryota; Metazoa; Mollusca; Bivalvia; Pectinida; Pectinidae
Product: mitochondrial coenzyme A diphosphatase NUDT8-like
Exons: 5
Coding region: 1032-1991 (319 amino acids)
Molecular function (GO): coenzyme A diphosphatase activity
Source: RefSeq, a predicted model, not a curated record
ACUUUGAUUUUAAAGAAAAUUAUUAUAUUACAACUAACUUCAUGUUAUAAAAUGUUUUGUAAUAUUUUUUCCUGGUAACAAAAUAACGAAUUGCAGAUUAAACAUUCCACCUAGCAAAUAGGUGACAUUAUAAACAUAUUUCUUUUAAAAUAAAACCAAAAUGGUAGUACCAGUACCAAAAUGUUGCUAUGUAAAGAUUGAUAUGCUUGUUAAGUUGUUCAGUAUUAUCUUUCAAUUACCAUAAAAAAAGUAGUUUGUAAAACAACCCUACUAAUGCAUUCAGACAUAUUUUUUCAAGGGGCAUAAUUUCCACAACACAUAAAAUUAUAUGAAAAGCACAUGGUUUACAGUACUGUUGGAAGCAUGGCAUGACGAUAUGUAUCUUUUGUAUUUAGCAAGCAAAUAAGACUCAGAAUGGAAGUAAAAACACUAGACUGUUAUCAGACACGUAAGUUAAAAUGCCUUAGAAAAUAAACAAUUGCAUUCCAAAUCAUAUUAUCAUAUUUUCAUACUGUGGAGUGUUUGGAACCUAAAUGAAAAGACAUUAGUUUGUUUCUAGACAAUUUCCAUUUUUCUUUGUAGGUCAUAUGAUGAGGGAAUUUUGCCAUUAGCACUCCCACCUACUGUUGAUUUACAGAAGAUGACACCAGUUUUUAUUUCAGAUAAACAGCCAUCUGUGUCCUCACCAUCACUGGCACGACCUGCCUCAAAGUAUGGUUGCCAUUGGCCACUGCCUUGCCACCAACUGAAUCAACUGCCUUGCUACUUCCAUCUGCCACUUCAGCUGUAUUGCCAUUGUCUGCUACUGCCACUGCAUUGCCCUCCUCGUCUGGUCUGUAGAAUCCAUGCCGCUCUCUCCAUCCCACACUGCCUUGUUGACACCACCAGCAACAGAACCAAUGUUAGGAGCAGCUGAUGUCUACAACUACCAGGUCACCAAGCUUCCUCUUUGAUUUUAGAAUGAGUUUCAAAUGAAGAAGUUUCCAUGCCGACGACAUUUGUGAAGACCAAUUUAUAUCUGAAUAGUCAUUAUGUAUGUGGUUUGGACUUCAUGUCGAGUUUUCCCUUUGUGGAAAAGUAUCCUCAGUAAGUCAGAGUUAGGAUCACAUCAGGAAUGGAAAAAAUUCUCCACAAUUAUAUCAACAAAGAGUUGGAAUGAUAAUUUUUCAAGCCAUGAUACUUCACCACCAUCAACUGAUUUGUGCUUAAUGCAAGGGAAGAAAGUUUGUAGAAUUCCUAUACUAGGAUACGCCUUACCUCACAAAAUUAAUUCUGGGACAUGUAAUUCUAUAGGUAAUACUAUCACACAGUAUCGUUGCUUCUCUGAUAAUUCCAAAGUCGUGACUCCACAGGAUGUUUUCUCAGAUGAAAAUAAAAGCAGAGUUCUAGGAAAACUUUUAUCAAUGAAACCAGUGAAAAGAGUUGUGCCUUAUUAUGAAAACCGAAAAGCUGCAGCUGUCCUGAUACCGCUUUGUUAUGUCAACAACGAACCAUCCCUACUGUUCAUGGUCAGGUCUUGGAAAGUUCCUGUACACAAGGGUGAAGUAUGUUUUCCAGGUGGAAUGAAAGAUGAUGUUGACCUUGACCUUUCCCAAACUGCCUUGAGAGAAACAUUCGAGGAGAUUGGUCUUUCAACUGAGAACGUAAACAUUUGGGGAAAUUUGCCGAAGAUUCCUAGUAAGAAGGAUGGGAAAAUUGAAGUUACUCCAUAUUUGGGAUUCUGUGGUGAUAUGGAUACAUCUAAGCUGGUGUUGGAUGAUUCAGAGGUGGACACUGUGUUUACUAGGACUCUCACUUCUCUCUGUGAUCCCGUCAAUGUUGGUUCUACUCAGUUUAGUAAUGGGUACACCCUGCCUGUAUUUCUGGGCGGGGAGUUCAGGAUCUGGGGAAUGACUGCUAUCCUGUUACAUCAAGCUCUGACCAUCCUUGCUCCAGGAAUGUACAAUUAUAAGCUACGACAUGUACGACCAUUACAUACCAAACCUUCUUGAUGACGGUUUCAUUUUAACUGUAAUCCAUUCAUGAUUUGUACAAUGUUUUAAUUUGAAAGUAAUUAUAUACAGACUAAUGAUGAGUUGUGGAGGGUUAAUGUGACUGCUGUUGAUUAUAUUAUGAAAGACAUGACAAAUUCUGACAUUAAUUAUUGACUAUUAAUUAAGUAUUUAUAAAAGUAAAUGAUGGGUGUCAAUUUGACAGGAACCAUCUUCAAAUCAGGUACAAAACUUGUUAAUGAACAUAUCACUUGUUGAAAACAAUCUCGUUGAUUUUCAAAUAAAUUUGAAAACAUUA